Messenger RNA from Cornus florida, 1573 nucleotides. Its product is annotated as very-long-chain aldehyde decarbonylase GL1-9-like. The record is from RefSeq and is a predicted model, not a curated record. Lineage: Eukaryota; Viridiplantae; Streptophyta; Magnoliopsida; Cornales; Cornaceae. The coding region runs from base 458 to 1231 and encodes 257 amino acids. Gene Ontology annotation, molecular function: iron ion binding; oxidoreductase activity. The transcript is spliced from 2 exons. Gene Ontology annotation, biological process: lipid biosynthetic process.
GGGGAAAGACAACAAACAUAUACUAUAACUGGACCCACAUACUAUCGAAUGAAACACAAUUUAUCUAAAAAUAUCAGAUCCACCUUUAACAACCAUUUUUUCCCAAAAUAAAAAUAAAAAAUAAAAAUCAUUUUUCUAUCCCCCUCUCCCACCCCACUAAUAAAGAUCGGUUUUUAAACGAAUCUCAGAAGCCUCACAACUGUCACCAACGCUGAGAUUCGAUAUGUAUAUACGUAUAUACAUACGUAUAUAUGUAUCGAUGCCCUGAUUUGUUCGUUCGAAAUGGCUUAGCUAGAUCUGAUUGAACACAUUAUAAGCAACUCACUCAUUCCCAUUUCAGAGCUCAAUUUGCUUAUAUAUAUAUAUAUGUAUGUAUGUAAAGUUCUGAUCUUCAUUUGACUUCUCUAUCCAAUCAGGGUUCGAAAUUUGAGGUGUUUCUGAUUUGUUUGGUUGAAAAAUGGUGUUUUGGGAAGGCUAUGUGAGCGAUGAAUCGAUGGGCACAUUUGCCCCAAUUGUAGUGUACUGGUUGUACGCUGGGUUUUAUCAGCUGUUACCGCCUCUAGACAAGUACCGUCUGCACACCAGAAAGGAAGAGGAAGAGAAGAACACGGUGCCACUGUGGUCGGUUAUUAAGGGCGUGUUGCUUCAACAGCUUGUCCAGGCCACUGUUGCCCAGGCAUUGUUCUUGUUUACCUCAAAGCUAAGUUCAUCAGGAAUCGCAGUUCAGCCAUCCCUUCCUGUCCUAAUUGCGCAGAUUGUCGUUGCAAUGCUCGUCAUGGACACAUGGCAGUACUUUGUGCACCGCUACAUGCACCAGAACAAAUUUUUGUAUCGUCACAUCCACUCACAGCAUCAUAGGUUAGUCGUCCCUUAUGCAAUUGGAGCCCUCUACAAUCAUCCGCUUGAGGGUCUCCUGCUAGACACUUUUGGUGGGGCCAUCUCUUUCCUUGUCUCAGGAAUGACUGCACGGACGGCUGUGAUUUUCUUCUGCUUCGCUGUGAUAAAAACAGUUGAUGAUCACUGUGGACUCUGGUUGCCUGGGAACAUCUUCCAUCUAUUUUUCCAAAACAAUACUGCUUAUCACGAUAUUCAUCAUCAACUCCAAGGGACAAAGUUCAACUAUUCACAACCUUUCUUUCCUAUCUGGGAUAAGCUUCUUGGAACCCACAUGCCUUACAUUCUCGUGAAGCGACCUGAAGGAGGUUUUGAGGCAAGACUAGUGAAAGACUAGUUGCAUUUGACCAUUUCUAUGUGUAACAUUUCUAGUCGUCAUUGUAUGAUUACUUUUCAGUUGAGGUUUUGCCACUCUUAGAGAAGCUGUGAUAGAAUUCUAUUUUGGGGCUUCCGUUUCCUACCUGGAGUUGAGUUUGCUGCGGAGAUUCAAAUUGUUCAUUUUCUUUCGAUUUGCAUUUAAUUAUUGUUUUUCCGUUUACUUUGUUACAUUAAUUUUAUCAACCGACCCAGUGGGUUGUAAGUUUGUUACCCAUGAGUUAUGCAUUGUGCAGUAUACAUUUUAUGUAUGUGUUCUGGCAAGAUGACAUUAGUGUAUUUGAAUAUUUUGAUUUAUGUUGCU